Molecule: messenger RNA, 4561 nt
Organism: Ictalurus furcatus (blue catfish)
Lineage: Eukaryota; Metazoa; Chordata; Actinopteri; Siluriformes; Ictaluridae
Gene: rab25b
Product: RAB25, member RAS oncogene family b
Exons: 5
Coding region: 2042-2677 (211 amino acids)
Biological process (GO): exocytosis
Cellular component (GO): recycling endosome
Molecular function (GO): GTPase activity; GTP binding
Source: RefSeq, a predicted model, not a curated record
UUCGUAGAGAAAAAAAAAUCAGCUAAAACGGGAGGAACGUACAUAUUUACACGUUUACAUAGACGUGUUAUCAAGGUAACUUUGAAACCCUAAGAAUACCGUCCAUUUUAAUUUAUUUACUAUAAAACUUUACUGUCCGUGCAUUUGAUGGGAGGUGGAACGUACUCUGCAGAAUAAUGACUCUAGGUCAAGUCAAGGCUGUGCAUCGUUUUUUUAUCAUGUUCGUCGGUUACUAACAGCGUUGCUCCCUGUACAAUCAGAAAUACGGGUAAGUAAGGAUCACUGUUUACACCCUAGAAGAGUUCUAUGUGCUUGUGUAUUUAUUCGAACGUUUUUGCGAAGGAGAUUUUUGUUGGAACUCUGAUCAGAUUCGAUGUUUUUCAGGGCUUUUAUAUUGGUCAUAACAUCAGUCGUUAAAAUCUGAACGUGGUUGGUUGGUUGGUGGUGAUUUUAACUCACUCACACUUAACCAGUCUCGAACAAUGAGUCGAAUUUGUACAAUGUGUAUCGUUUGAAUAUUUCAGUAAGCUGCAUGAAGCAAUCACUGACCGGCGCGUGGUUUGUUUCAGACGUUUACGGCGCCAGUUUCGCAGUCCUGACGAGUCACUAAUCAAUACGAAGAAAGACAAAUCCGAUGUUUACCGGUCAAAUAAGGUCUCGUUCGUAUGAAAAAGGAAGUAACCUUGUAUGUUUUUCGUAACUGCAUUGUUUCACAGUUACGAGGUUCCUUUAAUGUGGUUUUUUGAUACCGUUUCCUCGUGUGUCGUCAUAUACGGAACUGUCGUAAUGCUGUUGUCCUGGACACGACUGUCCUGUUUGUGUAACUAGCACUAGUCCUUUUAGCACUAUUGUGUACCGGGUUAAUACCAGUAACACGAAUACGAAAUAUGAAACACCGAAAAGAUCUUAAAACCAUGCUUCUCAAAGUACGGCCUGUGACACGGAAGCAAGGUGUCCGCAAUUUUUAAAAAAAAUUAUUAUUAAUUUAAAUUUGAUGCUAUAGUGGAAAUCACUACCAACUACUUACAACGCUGGUGUAGUUAUUUACUCAUUAUUAUUAUUAUUAUUAUUAUUAUUAUUAUUAUUAUUGAAUUAAAUGGGUAUAAAUGUAAAGUAAAGCUCAGCAACUUAAAUCUACCUGUAGUUUUAAUAAAACGCUGUUGAUAUACAAAACGUCUCGCCUCUAGACGCGGACGCACUGUUCGCGUUCUCUGGCUGGAUAGUGCCGAAGUGAAAACAUAAAUAAAUAUAACAGUACCCAUGUGCUUGACAUGCCAUAUAUUUGACUCAUUGGAUUAUGUUAAUAAACUAUGAAAAUGUUUUUCAUUUGAUUAAUUUUUUUUUUUUAACAUUGGAAAGGAUUAACUUCCUGGAUGUAAAAAGUUCUCCAUGGAUCUACUUUAACACAAUAACAGGUGCCAUUUAGACUGUGUGCACUAGGAGAGAGGCUACAUCUCAAAGAACCCAAUCAGGCUUGGUGUAAUAUCUUUGUAUACAUAUAAUAUAUUUUUUCCCCCCCACACACACUAUUUAAUAAGGAAGUGCACAUGUUUGUAUAUAAGCAAGCUCUUCUUGAGCGGAAGGCAGUGCAUUCCUGCUGUAUAUAUAGCCAGCUCAUGGAUUGGCUCUUCCUGAAAAGUGGGCGGUUCUAGUAUCAGUCUGUCUCGUCAUUGGUCGAGCAGGUGCAGCAGCAGGGGCAGUUUCAUAUGACAGCACCUGUGCUCACUGUACUCGUUCAACCUGUUUUACUAUUCGGUCACACCCCAUCUCCAACCACCAGAGUUGUACUUAUCAGAGGAAAUGCCAAGCCAAACAUCACGGCUACUUCCUCGUCCUCGCAGGUGAAACUUCACACCUAAACACACGGAGAGAGCCGGAGCGUUCCUAGUCGGGUUCUUUUGUUUCAUUCUCGCCUUCACAUCUGGCAGUGUUGAGUGAGUGCUUUGUCAUCUCUGUUUUUGUCUUCGUUCCUGACGCCUCGGGAUCCUGACUUAUGCACUUUAUCCAGAUUGAGACAGAGGAACUAAUGUGAAGGCUGAGAAUGGGAUCAGACGAGGCCUACAACUUUGUAUUUAAAGUGGUUCUCAUAGGGGAAUCGGGCGUAGGCAAGAGCAACUUGCUUUCACGCUUUACUAAGAACGAGUUCAACCAUGACAGCAGGACCACUAUUGGUGUGGAGUUCAGUACGAGGACUACGGAUCUGAACGGCCUCACUAUUAAAGCCCAGAUUUGGGACACAGCCGGAUUGGAGCGGUAUCGUGCCAUCACCUCGGCUUAUUAUCGGGGUGCUGUUGGAGCGCUGCUCGUUUAUGACAUUUCAAAGCAAUUGACCUACCAGAGUGCCGAGCGCUGGCUGAAGGAACUUUACGACCACGCCGACCCCCAGAUUGUGGUCAUGCUGGUCGGCAACAAGUCGGACCUGGAAUCGGUACGAGCUGUGUCAACCGAGGAUGCGAAAGAUUUCGCAGAAAAGAACGGCUUGCUGUUCAUGGAAACCUCAGCGUUGGAAUCAACCAACGUCGAGGCCGCUUUCAACAACGUCCUCACGGAAAUCCACAAGAACGUAAGCAGUAAAGGGGCGACCCGUGGCUCGGUCGGCGCCGUGUCGCUGUCCAAUCCCAACGCCGCACCCACUGAAGCUCAGGAUGAGAAGAAGCCCUGCUGUAAAAACUUAUAAGAAUGAAGACGUGGAGGGAUAAACAGAGGAGACAAGAGGACCACAUUGUGUCUGGAGGAACACGGUGCUGUCUGUCCAAUGAUGACUCCGAUUGAACCACAGUUUGCUGACUGACGUGGCCAUAUGUAUUUCUUUGUGGGGUGUCACUACUGUGUUACUAUCACGAGAGAGUAUUCUUGUGCAUGUUUUUUAGGCUGAAAUUGCUUUCUUAGAUGUUUCUCCUGUCUUUUCUUACAUGCACACUAGCAAUUAUUAUUAUUGUUUUUUUUUUUUUAGCAAUUCUUACUUUUAUGAAAACGAUGUUAUUUAUAAAAUAAUGUCACCAUGUAGCAGCUGUGUCUUAACUGUCUUAAGUCAUCCUUUAGGAUUAAUUUUGAAUGACUGUUUGAUAUCAAUGUGACGUAUUGAAAAUAUUAUUGUACACUAAAAGUCGUUAAACAACAGUUAAAACUACACACUACAUUUCCCGACUUUCAAACUUCACCCAGUUUUUAUUAUAUAUUAUAUUAUUAUAAUAAGGACACGAGUUUUCUUUUAAUACUGAUAUAUCAAUCAAAUACGAUGUAGUGGAUUGUAAGCGAUAAUGAUGAAUAAAUUGAUUACGUAUGCCUAUGAAACACUAGAGUCCUCUUUUCCUGAUAUUUGAAUCACAUCGAAACAUUCCUUACUGGUUUAAAAAAUAUUUCAUGGUCAUCAUGAUCUAAAAUUACACCCAGACUUUUCCAUACACAAUAAGCCUUGAAUUGGUGGAGCUGUAUAAAGGAUAUGUGUGACACUUGUUUAGGCUAUUUUUAUGUAGCUUCAUUUUAAUAAUUCAUUGGUGUUCGAAAUAGAAAUUACACUAGGAUAUAUAAUUAUGCAAUUACGAAUGAUAUAAUCUGUUUUUAUAUUUGGAUAUUACUUGAUACUUGGUACCUGACUUACUUUUAAAGUAUUCAUCUUAACACUAUAUGGCCAAAAGUAUGCGUACACCUGACCUUCACAUUCCAGAUUUAUUCCCCCUUCUGCUGUUAUAAUACGCUCCACUCUUCUGGGAAGGCUUUCCACUAGAUUUCGGGGCGUGGCCGUGGGGAUUCGUGUUCGUUCACGAAUGAACGAGAGCGCUAGUGAGGUCGAGGUCAGGCGCUGAUGUUGAUGUGAGGAGACUCUAGUUCCAGUUCAUCCCGAAGGUGUUCAGUAGGGUUGAGGACAGGGAUCUGUACAGGACACUCGAGUUCUUCUACCUUCUUCCAGUCUUCACACAUCACGUCUUCAUGGAGCUGGCUUUGUGCACAGGAGCAUUGUCGUGCUGGAACAGGUUUGGGUUCCUCUUAGUUCCAGUGAAGGGAAAUCGUAACGCUCCAGCAUUAUACAAAGACAUUCUGUACAAUUACGUGCUUCUGACUUUGUUGCAACCGUUUUAGGGAAGAACCACAUAUGGCAUACUCGAGUGAGGUAUCCAAGUGUGGACUUGCCGGGUUAAAAUGAAAUAAUAUAAAAUAAUUUUGACAUGACUCAUAAUUAAAGAGAUCUUCUACUGAUCUGUUGUACCGAAUCAUUGCCAUGCCCAGACUUACGUUCCUCGUUCUUGCACCGUUUACAUACCUUUUACUAUUUUUUUAAAUUAUUUUUUUUACUGAUUAUUGAUUGAAAAAACAAAACAAAAACGAUCCCAGGGUUGAAGCAUAUUCUAAAAUCAGCUUUACUGCGUCUGUCAUUCUUUCAGGAAAUAAACACAUGGCAAUUUCUGUGUAAUUAAAUGUAAACUGGAUAAUGUUUAUUACAUUGGAUUCAUCCGUAUGAGUUAUUAUGCAGUUACACAACAAAGAUGCUAUAGUAGUGUAGUUACAAAUGUAGUUAUUAAGCUUCAUAAAAAAAAAAAAAAAAAACCAACAACAGAUCAGU